AUGCUCAACUCUACCAUGGUGACUGAAUUUUUGCUUACAAGAUUUUCUGAUGUGUGGGAGCGCAGAGCCUUGCACACCAUGCUAUUUCUAUUGACAUACUUGGCAACCCUGAUGGGAAACCUUCUCAUUGUCACAGUCACCACACUUGACCAUAGUCUUCAUACCCCCAUGUAUUUCUUUCUUAGGAAUCUGUCUGUCUUGGACAUGUGCUAUAUUUCUGUUAUAAUACCCAAGGCAUGUGUCAUCUUCCUGCUUGACAGCAGGGUGAUCUCCAUUGCAGGAUGUGCAGCUCAGGUCUUCUUUGUGAUUUUCCUUGUUUACACAGAGCUGCUGUUCCUCAGCAUCAUGGCCCAUGACCGCUAUGUGGCCAUCUGCCAGCCCCUCCAGUACCCUAUGAUCAUGAACUAUCAGGUCUGUGUCCAGAUGACCCUGGUGGCAGUACUCAGUGGUGUGGUCUACUCCAGAUUCCACACUGGAAACACAUUCCAGCUGUCCUUCUGUCAGUCCAACAUGGUCCAUCAGUUCUGCUGUGACAUCUCUCCACUACUGAAUCUCUCCUGCUCUGACACCUUAAGCAAUGAAAUUUCAGUUUUUAUCUCUGCAGUGGUGACUCUUGUUGGCUCUUUUGCAAUUAUUACCAGGUCUUAUGUUCACAUAUUUUCUACUGUGCUCAAGUUUCCAAUGAGGAGAGAGCAAGGAAAGGCCUUUUCCACCUGUGUCCCCCACAUUCUUGUGGUGACUGCCUUUGUCAGCUCAAUUGCUGCUAUAUAUAUGAAGCCAACCUCCCAUUCACCCACAAUUCAUGAUAUGAUCACUUCUGUGUUCUAUUCUAUAGUCCCUCCUUUGUUGAAUCCUAUGAUCUACAGUCUUAGAAACAAACAGAUUAAGGAAGCUGUAAGGAGAAUUACUAGGAGAAAGCUUUGUUCAGGAAAAUGACAGAGUAAACAUUUCAACCUGUUCCAUUUUUACUAUGUCAUCAAAAUAUGAUUCAAAAUUAAAAUUCUUUCCCAUUUCCCCUUUGGGUGACCUAACUUGAUUUCUAAGUAACCUUCCAUUGAUUAUGUGCCAGGUGAGAAAUGACACAUAUAUUUUAUUUUAUUUCCACUACCCAAAAUUCACAUUCCCUUGAUGACUGAAAUAGCACUGGUAAACAGUU
This is a messenger RNA of Choloepus didactylus (southern two-toed sloth), 1156 nucleotides long. Its product is annotated as olfactory receptor 14C36-like. Gene Ontology annotation, biological process: G protein-coupled receptor signaling pathway. NCBI's taxonomy places the organism in Eukaryota, Metazoa, Chordata, Mammalia, Pilosa, Megalonychidae. The record is from RefSeq and is a predicted model, not a curated record. Gene Ontology annotation, cellular component: membrane. The coding region runs from base 1 to 936 and encodes 311 amino acids. The transcript has a single exon. Gene Ontology annotation, molecular function: olfactory receptor activity; G protein-coupled receptor activity.